AAGAAAUUCAAAUUGCUCCCUUGCUCUUAUCUCUUUAUCGUUGCAAUUUCUAUGAUGGGCAAACAAAAGCCAUCCAAGGAUACGAUGACGAAGAAGAAGCCAUUAAAAAUCACUUACAUUUCGAGCCCCGUCAUGGUGAGGGCUACAACCGCUUCCGAGUUCCGAGCCAUCGUUCAAGAGCUCACCGGGAAGGACUCCGACGUUGGGGUUUUAUCACCUCACGACGAGGAAGCUGGAACAAUCAACAGGGAACUGGGAACGACCCAGAACGUUCCCGCUGAUCAUACCGGCUUCAUGGCCAAUAAUUUUCCUGCUAACUGGCCGCGUACAGCGGAUGAUGAUCGGAAGUGCUUCUACUUGGAUAAAGCCUUUGAUUUCCCUAAAAAUCCUAUGGCUGUUCCGGGCUUCGGGUUAGAUGAAGUCUUCUCAUGGAAGGAGUUCUCCGAAGGGUUUGUCGGGUUUCAGUCUUCUCACUAUGUCUCGACGUGAUCAAGAAGGGAUUUGUUUAGAAUAGCUUCAUUCAGCAAUAUAUAUCAUAUAAGUUCAACUUGCAAAUAAUGCGUUGUUUUUCCUCGAUGAAAUGUUUUAUAUAUGAUUGGUUAAUUCUACUCGAA
Molecule: messenger RNA, 614 nt
Organism: Punica granatum (pomegranate)
Lineage: Eukaryota; Viridiplantae; Streptophyta; Magnoliopsida; Myrtales; Lythraceae
Source: RefSeq, a predicted model, not a curated record